Pogonomyrmex barbatus (red harvester ant) is the source of this 951-nucleotide messenger RNA. It is a transcript of the gene Prx2, whose product is annotated as Peroxiredoxin 2. Gene Ontology annotation, biological process: cell redox homeostasis; hydrogen peroxide catabolic process; cellular response to stress. Gene Ontology annotation, cellular component: cytosol. Gene Ontology annotation, molecular function: thioredoxin peroxidase activity. The record is from RefSeq and is a predicted model, not a curated record. NCBI's taxonomy places the organism in Eukaryota, Metazoa, Arthropoda, Insecta, Hymenoptera, Formicidae.
GUCUAUAUAUAUGCGGCGGUCGAUACCAAAAGGUCUCUGAGACCGGUCGCCGGCGAGUUCCCGUUCCCUUCUCAUCAUUGUCGUGUCUCUUGCGGACCAGAGUCUUCUUCGAGGAAGUUAUUCGAGCGACGAAACAGUAACCAUGCCAGUGCCUGAGAUCCAGAAACCGGCGCCCGCUUUCUCCGGCACCGCCGUUGUGAAUGGACAAUUUAAGGAUAUCAAACUCUCCGACUACAAGGGCAAAUAUGUUGUACUCUUCUUCUACCCGUUGGAUUUCACUUUCGUGUGCCCGACCGAGAUCAUCGCUUUCUCCGACCGUGUGAAGGAGUUUACCGACAUUGAUUGCCAUGUGAUCGCCGCAUCUACCGAUUCCCACUUCAGCCAUCUCGCGUGGGUAAAUGUGCCGCGUAAACAAGGAGGUCUCGGUGAGAUGAAUAUUCCUUUAUUGGCGGACAAGAGCUGCAAGAUUGCUCGCGACUACGGUGUGCUCGAUGAGGAGUCAGGAAUUCCCUUCCGUGGACUUUUUAUCAUCGACGACAAGCAGAACUUGCGUCAAGUCACCAUCAACGACUUGCCCGUGGGAAGAUCUGUGGAUGAAACUUUGCGUCUGGUUCAAGCAUUCCAAUACACCGAUAAGCACGGUGAAGUCUGUCCAGCUGGCUGGAAACCCGGCAAGAAAACUAUGAAGCCUGACGUCGUUGGAUCGUUGGAGUACUUCAAGGAUCAAUAGACAAUAAAAUCGUACACUGAUAUUUCUUCAUAUUUACUACACUCAGUUAAAAAUACACUCAUAUGUGCGUGUGUGUUUCAUACUCUUUCGCUGCAUACUUUUCUAAUUUGAUACAUUUCACUUCUGUUUUUGUUUAGUAUAAUUAGAUAUACAUAUCGUGAUUUUCACAUUGAAAUAUCUGUCUUUAGUUUAAUAAUAAUAAAACGGAUUUAUUUUCUAUA